AUCCCCAACCCGCUCGCACGUGGCGCCUCGCCUUCCAACCUAACACCGCUCCCAUGUCUCCGUUCGUCUACACUUUUUCGUCUACACAAUUUCCUCAAACAAAAAUUCUCGUCCAAACCCACUGGCCGCAGUUCGUUUCUCUCCUGAAAGGCUCUGUUUUCGCCCCUCGAGUUUCAAAAAUCAUCAGUCCUUCUUAUCAAAGUUAUUUCAAGCACGAUUUUUCGUCCAUUUCCGAAAGCCGCCGGUCGUGAUUUGUUUUCCCUUCUUGAGGCUCUCAUUUUUUGCCCCAGUGUCUGUUAUUUUGUGUUUCUUUUUAACCUCGUCCAAGUUUUCAUGCAAAUUGCCGCUAUUGUAUUUCUCUAGUCUCUUAUUAUUUUACCCUCGUCACUUAGUCGUUCAUCUCAAAGUUUUUUCAAGUACAAUUUAUCGUCGCUGGUCGCAGUUCGUUUUUCCAUAUUUUUUGCCCAGCUUCUUAAUUAGAUUUUCAACUAUCAUCAUCGGUCAUUUAUCUCAAAAUUUGACCAAGCAAAAUUUUUUGUCAAUUUCUAAAAUCCGCCGGUCGUAAUUUGUUUUCCCUUUUUAAGGCUCAUCGUUUCCCCAGUUUGUUAUUUGAUGUUUCUUUUUAAUCUCGUUGAAGUUUCAUGUACAUCGCCGUUAUUGUAUUUCAUAAGUUUCUUAUCCUUUUACCUACGUAACUUAGUCUAAGUUUUGCGGCUUUCAUUAAGAUGUAGGUAAAGUUUUCCGGGACGGAAUGGUUUUAUAAUAAAUUUCGGUUUUUUUUCAUUCGUUGAUUUUUUUGUUGAAUAUUUUAAUCAAUCGUCUUACGCGAUGAAUCAUACUUUUUUAGUGUCGUAAUUACGCGAUGAUCGGUGCGCACAAUGUGUUAAGUUCCGUUGAUUUGAUUUCGCGGUGGAGUGAAAAUAGUUUCAUGGAUUAGCCACGUCUGUCUACUCGGCGCGGACAAAGUGGUGAAGGAGCCACGGCUGGGAGCUGGCCCGUUCGGGUGGGGCGUAGCCCUCCGGUCUUCUGCAGUCAUUCAAGUAAUCGCAAAAAUAGCUUCACCUUCAAGCUAGCGUUACUUACACAGUUCGAAUGCCGUGCCUGGCGAUGUCCCGUCAUGUGGUACCUGUGAUCCAAGUGACUGACAGCUUGGAGCCGAGCGGCGGGCAAGAGGCAGAGCCUUCCACCCCGGCGUCUCCGGGUCCCGGCCCCGGCCCCUGCUCCUUCGCCGCCCAAUUUCCGGCUCCGCUUUCCUCCCAGCUCGACUCCCUCCGGCUCCCCGGAAACAGCCACUCCCGCCAGGACUCCUACAGAAAAGCUGUGCAAGGUGACGGGGAAUCGGGUCCGCGGCAAAUAAGAUCGACGCCCGACUGGGGCGACACGGCCACCAACGGCGAGCACUUGUGGGUCCCGACUUCCGCUUCCGGGGACUUCUGCUACGUUGGAGAGGGCGAUUGCACGAAACACGGUGCUCGGAUGAAGUGCGCGGCGUGCAAGAUCGUGGCGCAUGCCAACUGCAUAAACAUCCUCAUGGAUCGGGUCCACUUCACGUGCAAGCCGACUUUCCGCGAUGUGGGGGUGCGGCAGUACCGCGAGCAGACCUGCAUCCAUCACCACUGGGUCCACCGCCGCUCCCAGAAGGGCAAAUGCAAGCAAUGUGGAAAGUCGUUUCAAUCCAAACUGUCGUUCAGUUCGAAAGAAAUCGUGGCUCUUAGUUGCUCUUGGUGUAAGACUGCGUACCAUAAUAAGGAAUCCUGUUUCAAUUUACAAAAAAUAGGCGAGGAGUGUCACCUUGGCACUCAUAGCAGCAUAAUAGUUCCACCCUCUUGGAUUGUAAAGUUGCCGAGGAAAGGAAGUUUUAAAUCUAGUCUGAGAAAAUCUCCCAAGAAGAAACCAUCUAGUAAAAAAAGAAGUAAAGAAAAGACUGAAAAAGACUCUCGAACCUUCGCAAUAAAACCAAUUCCAACUCUUAGUGUUCGACCAGUGAUAGUGUUUAUUAAUCCUAAAUCAGGUGGCAAUCAAGGCGCUAAACUGUUACAAAAAUUUCAAUGGCUGUUAAAUCCAAGACAAGUGUUCGAUCUAACACAAGGAGGGCCGAAAAUGGGGUUAGAGCUCUUUCGCAAAGUGCCAAAUCUACGAGUUCUGGCGUGCGGUGGAGAUGGGACAGCUGGAUGGGUGCUUUCAAUCCUCGAUCAGUUGGCCUUUUCGCCUCCACCAGCUGUAGGUGUUCUGCCCCUUGGUACGGGGAACGACCUUGCCCGAGCUCUUGGAUGGGGUGGGGGUUAUACGGAUGAGCCGAUUUCAAAAAUUCUUUGCAAUAUCGGUGAAAGUGAAAUCAUACAAUUGGACAGGUGGGAAUUGAAGGUUGAGAAAAACAAUGACGCGCAGCCGAACGAGGAGGGGAAGGAUAAUCUGCCUUUGAAUGUUGUCAAUAACUACUUCUCCUUAGGAGUGGAUGCUCACAUAGCCUUAGAAUUUCAUGAAGCCAGAGAGGCUCAUCCUGAACGGUUCAACUCCAGACUGCGGAACAAGAUGUUCUAUGGUCAGAUGGGUGGUAAGGAUUUACUCCGGCGAAAAUGGAAAAAUCUAGCAGACUUUGUAACACUAGAAUGCGAUGGCAAAGAUCUAACUCCUAAACUAAAAGAGCAUAGAGUUCAUGCAAUAGUUUUCUUAAACAUUCCAAGUUACGGUGGAGGUACUAGACCUUGGAACACGGGUUCAUCUACAAUUCAACCAGCAACAGAUGAUGGUCUCAUCGAAGUUAUUGGCCUUACAACAUAUCAGCUGCCCCUUCUUCAAGCUGGAGGACACGGAACCAGUAUUUGCCAGUGUAAGUCAGCCAAAAUGGUGACUGGUAAAACAAUUCCCAUGCAAGUAGAUGGUGAGGCUUGCCGACUGAAUCCGUCCAUCAUAUCUUUAAAUUUGCUCAAUAAAGCUCAAAUGCUAGCUAAGAGGAAAGGUGGUAAAGCAAAUGUUUCACAAGCAACAUUAGAUCAGUUGAAAGUCAGUAUUCAACGAAUAAGUAUGAUGGACUAUGAGCAACACCACUAUGAUAAGGAGAAACUAAGGCAAUCAGCUAUGUGCCUGGGCGAAAUUGAAGUUAAUCCAAGUGCUGAUUUAGAACAAGUAAGGCAAAUAAUCAACAAAUUGCAAGAAGAACCACCUAAAACGACUGAGUCUGGAGAAAUCAUUCCAAAACUUACCCCAGAUUGGUGCUUUGUAGAUUCUUGUACAGCUGAGAGAUUCUUCCGUGUGGAUCGAGCUCAAGAGCACUUGCAUUACCUAACAGACAUUGCCAAUGAAAUGUUAUUUGUUCUCGACGCUCUGCCUCAAACACCUGAUGACGAACCAUCCAAUUUCCCACCUCAACAACCUUCUAAUAGUCAAACAACCCCAGAACUGAGCCCAAGUGAGGAUCCUGGUGAGGAUUCAAUGGAUUUUAAUAAAAUAUCCAUUAUGCACCAAGAUUCAACGGACACCCUUGUAAACCAGCCACUCUCAGAUAGACCUGAUGAUAGAACGCAGUUUGUGAUCCCAAAACUCCAUACGCCGGACGACGAUUCUGAUUCUAUUCGAUUCAAUCCGAAGGAGUCGCUUUCCCCGGCACACGCCAGUGGAAAUUCACCUUACAUUAGUGUUUGGCAACGUUUGUUUGAUGUUGGUAUUAAUCGCAUGAAUUUUAGUGAGCUGUUGGAAAAACCGUCAGAUGGGAUUCUAAAAGCUGCAAAAAUGGGAAAUUUAAAAUUAUUAAAAGACCUUCAUUCCAAUGGUUAUUCCCUUUUUACCAUUGACACUCACGGACAAACAGCUCUUCAUUAUGCUGCUCGUUAUGGACAUAAAGAUAUAAUAAAAUAUUUGAUAACUUGUGCGCCGGCAUCAAUUGUCAAUUUAGCUGAUAAUCAUAAGGGCCAGACAGCUCUUCAUAAAGCAGCUGCCUUCAAAAAACAUAGCAUCUGUUGCAUGCUUGUUGCGGGGGGUGCAUCGCUGACUGUUUUAGAUCAUCAGGGAAACUCUCCUCGACAUCUUGCUUUACAAGCUAAAGACUCUGAGCUGGCAAAUUACCUGGAAAGUCAAGAAAAUUUCCAGCUGGUCUCCGAGGACAUAGAAACUGUUGUUUAAGAUUUUUCAACUAGAAAUUGCUCUUCUUAAAGUGCAAUCAAGUCAAUUACUGUAUAUUAUAUCCUCAGUGUAGUAUCCUUUGGACCAAAUUGUGUGUGCGUUGUGAUUAUGUAAGUAAUAUUGAUUUCUUCAAGCCUUCUUACUCUUUUUAUCAGUUAAAGUCAGUCUGAAGAAUAAUUUAUGUUGCGCAUUCUUUAUGACUGAAGUUUUGAAAUGUAGAUCUAAAUCUUUCUUAAUUACAAAACAUUGUGAUUUUCAAUCGUUGAAAUGCCUUCUCUCUCUGUUUUGUUAUCUUUAUUUUUUAGGACAUUCAGAAGAAUGCAUGCUUUAUCUAUUUGUUAAUGGUUAUUUUAUCUAUCCUAAGUUGAAUACUGUAUUGAACUUCUCGUGUUAAUCGUUUCCUAGGAUUGGACUGCAAGUUGAAGGAUUUUGCUUUUAAUCACUGAAAUUAAUUUUAAAUGAGCGCAGUAUUUUUGUCAAUGAGUGCCCUCAAAACAAGAAUUACAAAACUUUUUUAAUCUCAUGUCAGUAAAAUUUGUAUUUUUAAAGUCUCAAAUUUAGUUCUUCUAAAAAUAGAGGGACUAAGUAUCCUGCUUUCUAUUUUUAUAGCUCCUCGAGACAGAAAUCUCAAAUUCUUUCAAAUCAAAACCAUUAAAAAUGUUAGUCUUUUUUUCAAAUUCUCAACGGAGGCCUGCUAAGAAAUAUUAUUAAAUAUUGAUGCAAAAUUUCGACAGGAAAUAGAAUGCUGUUGCAAACUGUAGUCCUUUAUGUUAAGAAGUAAUUGUA
Molecule: messenger RNA, 4905 nt
Organism: Bemisia tabaci
Lineage: Eukaryota; Metazoa; Arthropoda; Insecta; Hemiptera; Aleyrodidae
Source: RefSeq, a predicted model, not a curated record